AUGGACCCGGGACAAUCGCGUCUCGCCUUCCGGACUGCGCCUCGACGCAUCUUGCAGAGACUCAUAUCCUUAACAGAGACAACGAGGAAACGAUCCAACGCGAAGCGAUCGCCAGCGCGGAAGAACAGAGGAGAAGGAUCGGAGAGAUGUCUCCUCCUCGAACUUCCCACGGAAUUACUAUUCCAUAUAGUCUCGUAUCUUGAUCACCUGUCGGAAGCAACCUUGGCUUUAACGUGCAGGCGGCUUUUCGCAAUUUCCGGUUCUGCUCUUCGCUCAGAAACGCUUCGGUUCGACAAAGAUUUUGCGCCACUGUUUCAUCACUAUAAAAACGAGCAGAGCUUUGCGACACAGAGAUGGAAGCUUAUGAAGCUGUUGGAAGAUAAGAAGUGGCGCCUCUGUUCGAAAUGCCUGAAGUUGCACCCAUCUGAUGCUUUCCCGUCCAAAGAAUUAAAACGGUGUGCUGAGGUUCGAACGUGCAAUCUUGGGGAGCUGGCUGGGAUUGUCGAUCUGUGUCCUUGCAAGAAAUUGACUUUUCGGGACAAGCUUGAUCUUGUUGAUCAGCUGAAGGCACGAGAAGAGGUGCUGCAGGUAAUGAGCUUGUCGUGGACGCAUCGACCGCCCGAACGCUACUGCUGGCACUCGUGCGUUUCGAGAUAUGGAAAGACGGAGCUGAAGAUCGAGAUCUACCCGGAGCUGGACGAAGCUGGACGGCUGCUCGUACGGACCGAGUAUCAUCUAUCGACCGAGCCAACAGCACUGGGAAAGGAGCAACACAUGACGCCGCGUUUCGGUUGUGCGCAUCGAUCGAUGGAUCUCUGGCUAUCUAGCGUCUGUCAGACAUUAUACUGCCAUCUAUAUGAUUCUUUCUGCACCUCCUGCAAACGGAUGUCGGCGUGCAGUUCUUGUGACACAGUAUUGAAGUGCCCGAAGAAACGACCAUACUACCACGCCGAAACAAAGCAAGCGACGUACUUCUUCUGGACCCAGCGGUGUCUGGGGAAGACCACCACACACCCAGAUCGGAGCUGGGCUGCGCAGAGAAUCCAUCCAGCAGACAGUUUUAUCACUUGGGAUAACUGUCGGGAGCUCUGUCCGUGGACGAUCAGGGAACACCCCCCGCUUAGCCGCCCUCCGUCCUUGGGAUUGGAUAUCCUAGACCCUGCCCUAGACGAUCACGUCUUACGACAGCUCUAUUCGUCAAUCCAUAUGGUUUGA
Paecilomyces variotii is the source of this 1215-nucleotide messenger RNA. RefSeq lists its product as hypothetical. The transcript has a single exon. Gene Ontology annotation, molecular function: protein binding. The coding region runs from base 1 to 1215 and encodes 404 amino acids. NCBI's taxonomy places the organism in Eukaryota, Fungi, Ascomycota, Eurotiomycetes, Eurotiales, Thermoascaceae. The record is from RefSeq and is a predicted model, not a curated record.